CCUCUCUGCGGCACGCGAAACUCACAAUCGUGAUAGCAUCAGCACACCACAGCACGGACGGAGAUCAGUGUGCGAUUUUUGCAUGUCGAGACGACUGAUACAUAAUUUGCAGAGAUUUUCUCGCGUCUGAGGUCGCGGGGUUGCAAUCCAUAUACACGAAGUGUUUCCAGAAAAGCGCCUAUUCUAUUGUUCCUAGUGUAGAGUAGGUAAUUCUUCUAGUGGACACUUUUUCGAAUCCUAGUGAAACGUUCUACGAAUUUAUAAAGUAGUGCAGCAAGGGAGGAUACGGAGGAAUUUCGAAAGCAGAACAGAAUCUCGUUGCGUGCGGAAAGCUUCACGCGAAACGCUUCGCUGUACACAAAGGAAACAGACUCAUUACACACCCACCAGAAAAUUAUUCGAUCGAACAACAUGCGCGUGGAAAUGAAUCUCGACAUCCAGGAGUCGCGGGAUCUCCAGGAGGACUUCGACACUCGCUUAGCGCAGUUCAAACAGGACCCGGACAAGAUGAGCGAUAUGAUGAUUUUCGUGGACGAUGUGCUGAGCGAGGCACAGAAGAGUGCCGAGGUAAAGCUGAACGAUAAAUCGGCGGAAGAGAGACCUAGAAAUGGAAAUAAACUUCUAAGUGGUCUAAAACAACAUCGAGUUGUUACCCGCACUCGAGGACUAGUUUUAAGAAUUUUCGAAGCGAUAUGCAACUGUACUAAUUCAGGGCCUCUCCCGGGCCAAAGACCAACCGGAGCUGCUACUAAUGUGGCCUCGCCUGCGGAAAAGUAGUCACUUUAUAUCUAUAAGGCUUAACUAUAAACGUUCAGUGUAAUACCCACAUAACCAAUACGCAUAAGGAGAGUAUUCUAUGCUGUGAACAUUCGAUGGAAUAACGGCGAAGAAAUCGUCGAACUCUUAGCACACAGAUUGCUGAAUAAUUAACGUGUGUGCUAUUCUUAUUUCAGUAUAUAUUCGUACAUUGCUAGGUAGUCCUGUGUAUUAUCAUUUGAGAAGAAUCUACACCGCUUUUUUCCCUAUUAACGGAACCUUUGGACGAACACUAUUCCUCUUUAUACAUCUGAUAUUUUACUAUUUUUAAGCUUAUGGACGCCGUUUUUGGCAAAAAAUAUACACAUAUUCCAACAAUGUAGCAAAGUUUCCUUCCACAAAAAAAUGCUUAUACCAGUGUCCUACGUGAAUGUCUACAAGAUACAAUCAAAAAUCUAUAAAUGGUUUCAUGGUGAAACUUCCAUGGUGAAGCUAAUCGAAUGAGUGUUUUAAUCAUAUUGUAUACACCUUUUAUACCUAUAUUAUAGGCUAGUUUUUCGCCUUUUCACCCAUUAUCUCAAAAUGCAUGUAGAAACGAUCAUUAACUCAACUUUAAACAAAAAACUUAUUUAUUUUGUAAAAUGGUAUAAACUACACAUCGGCAUUCCAGCAUUUUACGCUUUCUAAUUUUCAUAAUAAUAUUCUUGUCUGAAAAGCAUAUCUCAAAAUCUUGGAAAAAUCAAUAUUGUACCUAAAUCUCGUGUGCGCUCAAGGUAGAACAAGAUUGGAUGUAUCAGUUGAAUAUAUACAAUCGAUUAUAUAAUAAAAGCAUUAAAAGUGUAAUUAAAGACAAGAGGACUGAUUGAUCUCCAGCUUUAAACAAAUUUUAUUGAGUGAUUGAACCCAUGAAAUUUCUAGAUUAUAUUUUAGUAUCAUUCAUCAUACCCGCCCACCCGCGUAUACUUAUAAAGUGUGGAUGUUAUAAAUGAUAUAAAUGGUACAAUAUAUCUAUUAGUAUCAAUGCA
Messenger RNA from Armigeres subalbatus, 1781 nucleotides. RefSeq lists its product as uncharacterized. The record is from RefSeq and is a predicted model, not a curated record. The transcript is spliced from 4 exons. Bases 412 to 777 code for a protein of 121 amino acids. NCBI's taxonomy places the organism in Eukaryota, Metazoa, Arthropoda, Insecta, Diptera, Culicidae.